GCGCGGGAUCUGGAGUCUGCAGGACCUGGCUGCGAAUCCAACCAGCUGAUUUCAAACUUUUCUGUGAUCUUCUGCAAGUUAACUCAGUCUCAGUUCCUCGUUUGCGAAAUGUACUUAAUAUGCACCCCAGGGUGAACUAAAUUUGUCCACAUAGACUGCAGCAGUGCACUUGGGAGGCGUCUUAGGGUGUAGGAAUCACUAACGUCAGUGAGUUUUGACAGAAAUGAGGGUGCAUUGGCAAAGGUGUGCCCCGUGGCCAUACAGGUUAGGAGGAGGGCCUGCUAAUAUUUUUUCUUAAAUUGUAAACAGCCAUCUGAAUGAGCAAUAUAUUAUCACAUUGUGAUUCAGAGAGGACUAUCGCUGACUACUUUUUUCUGGUCAUGCCUCUGCUUCAGGAGCUUGUGGCUUGAUUCCCAAGUGGAAGGUAGAGACCUAGGCCCUCUGAGUCACAACUCCAUCUCUCUGGGUGAGGACUGAGCUCCAGGACUGCAGAGUGGAGGCAGAACAAUUGGGAUAGGAAGAAGAGAGGCCAGACUAGAUCAGAGUCUAGCGUGGGCUUCAGAGUCUACAGACUGGCACAGUUAUGCUUCCUGGCCCCUAUUGCUGGUUCAAGUCUGACCAGUCAGAAAUAUCUUUAGCUUAAGGGUGGGGUGUUGGCCAAUGAGACUUCAUUGUGAAAUAAAAUGCCCUCAGUUUCAUGUAGCUGAGCCACCACAGAGGAGUGGAGAAAUCGAGUUGACCAGAUGAGGGAGAGGCCAUUAAGAGGAAUCAAAGAUCAACCCGCACUGAGGACAAAUGGACCUGUAAUUCCGGGUGUGACGAGAGAACGGGAUUUACCUUCCUGAAUUAAAAAGCAGGUCAUUAAGCUUGGGCCCUGACUUUUCUUUGUGAGAAGGCACAGAGAUGGAAACCUUACAAUCCGAGACUAAAAAGAGGGUCCUUCCUUCAUGGCUGACAGCCCAGGUGGCUACAAAGAAUGUGGCACCAGCGAAGGCCCCCAAGAGGAUGAGAAUGGCUGCAGUGCCGGUGGCAGCAGCAAGACUCCCUGCGACGAGGACUGUGUACUGCAUGAAUGAGGCCGAGAUAGUCGAUGUUGCUCUGGGAAUCCUGAUUGAGAGCCGCAAACAGGAAAAGGCCUGCGAGCAGCCGGCCCUGGCGGGUGCUGAUAACCCAGAGCUCUCCCCUCCCUGCUCCUUGUCGCCUCACACAAGUUCUGGGAGCAGCAGUGAGGAAGAGGACAGUGGGAAAGAGGCACUGGCUGCAGGCCUCAGUCCUUCCCAGAGGCCGGGGGAUUCCAACUCUGCCUGCAGCAGGAGUCCCAAGGAGGAGAAGGAGGAGGAGGAGGAGGAGGAGGAGGAAGAGGAUGUGUUGAAAUACGUCCGGGAGAUCUUUUUCAGCUAGGGCAUUAACUGUGCACUCAACUUUCUGCUGAGAGCAGCUGGAGGACAGCUGAGCUUCCACUGGCGCUGCUGGGCCACCCGCCUGUGGGAAUGGGGCUCUCUGUGCUCCUACCUUCGUGCCUUCUUGGGCCUGGCGGAUUCACGUCAGGUCAGAAGUCCCAGGACGCUCCAGGCCUUGGGGCUGCCAUUCUGAGUGUGCGGAAGGCAGGACUCAAAACAAGAUCCCAUUCGAAUCCCGCUGGAUGUACUGAAUCCUCUCCCAGCUCUGAGGCUCUGGAAUCCCAACUGUCUGUAUUAGUCAGUCACCAGGUUCCAGGGAAAAUGAUGUCAUUUGGUGGUCCAACUUACUGGAACCAAAGAGACAGAACUUUUCAAAGAAAAGGAUCACUGCCAGGUGCACUGGAAUUGCUAGUUUAGUCCACAUGAUCUCUCCUGGAGGAAGCCUGUUUAAAAAAUAGUUUCCAUCAAUCAAUGAGCUCCCACCUCUCCAGCCAGCCUAGAAAGCAAACAAGCUGCCCACAGUUCUCUGCCGUGUCUGGGAGGUUGAGGCCACAGUGUUUGGACUGGUAAGCCAGACAGGCCUCCUCCCCCAAGCUGCUACCUUGCUUUCACCUGUACCUUGGUCCCUGGGCAGCUAGUUAUAAAGCAAGAGGGACAGGAGCCCAAAAGAGACACUAAGGACAAGAGAUCACACCAGAGUACAUGUUUCUGCCUUUGUUUUCAAUGUGGUUUUGGUCAGGAAUAGAUGAGUGAAUCAUUUGCCAUACGGGUUUUCCAAUACACAGGUGCUGGAAAAUACACACAACUCCCCAGUGC
This is a messenger RNA of Piliocolobus tephrosceles (Ugandan red Colobus), 2216 nucleotides long. It is a transcript of the gene CYREN, whose product is annotated as cell cycle regulator of NHEJ. Gene Ontology annotation, cellular component: cytoplasm; nucleus. NCBI's taxonomy places the organism in Eukaryota, Metazoa, Chordata, Mammalia, Primates, Cercopithecidae. The record is from RefSeq and is a predicted model, not a curated record. Bases 904 to 1401 code for a protein of 165 amino acids. The transcript is spliced from 4 exons. Gene Ontology annotation, biological process: negative regulation of double-strand break repair via nonhomologous end joining; double-strand break repair via nonhomologous end joining.